AGGAAAGUUACGGAACAUCUGGUAACCGAGAGUAACAUUGUGUCCUGAGCGCUGCUUCCACCCAUCAAGUUUCAUGUUACGCCUCGCUUCACUCAUGGUAGAAGUUCGGACUCUCCUCUUGAUGGUUACUUCAGGCUCCGUGAAUUUUCUCUGUCUUCUUUGACAUGAAGGUCUCUUCGCUAUUUGGGGGAAUUAUCCUUCUACUCGCCCUCGGAAUUGAUUUCAACAAUGGGGCGAACGCAACAGAAGGCUACAACAAAAAUUCUAUAUGCAAUGAACUCUGUGAGGUCUGUGAUGAACAUUUCCCCACGAGGCUGAUAUGCUAUGAAAACCUGCUUCAGCUUAUUUGCUUAGAAAGAUUUUCCUCCAAAGUUGAAGCUCUGAACGCCAGUGAGUUGUGUGUAUGGGAUAAAAUAAAAUGGGCCUAUGAUAGCUUCACUAAAUGCACAGAGGAGAAGGCAGACUGCUUAAAGAUUCCCUGGCCUAACCAGCUGGUGGAGGACAUCUUUGUGGAAAUCCAUGCAACCCAUUUCAAAUCCUGCCCAGUCAAAGAGUUUGAUGACCCACCUCCUGAUGUCCUCCUGGCCCUAGUGAUGACCCCUAUCUGCCUCAUCCCUGCGAUGGUGAUGCUGGUGGUUGUGAAGACAAAGAACAGAAAUCAGAACUAAGGAUGAAAAGAAGCUGACAGAGCAGUUGUCUCUCACAUGCCAAACGCCCCCCCCCCCCACAUCAAAGGUCCACUGCAGUGAACUAAUAUUAACUCUCAAGAAGGAUUUUCCUAAAACGCCUAAAACAUGUCACUUCAUAUUUUGUUGGAAUAUCCAUACAUUGCUGUUUAUUUUAUUUUUAAGCAAUGGCUGGUUUAUUUGUCAUUUGCUGGCAUGUGGAUGACAGUUUUAUCCAGUUCUUGGUGAACGUUUUGCCAUAAUAUCUCUCAACCUUUUUUUUUGCCAUAAAUAUUUCUUUACAUUUUCCCAGCACAAUGGAUUUUUGGAAAACUUCAAAGUGAACACAGGAAAGAGGAGGGGUCUUUUAUUGUAAUCAUCUCUGUAUAGGAAAGAUGUUUUCAAAAGGCAAGUGAAAGAGGAGAAAUAAAAAGCUUAACUAAUUUGCAACUGAUUACAUUUCCAAUACAACCUGGAACAAAUUGACAAUAGAGGGUAAUAAGAGAAAUGCAUGUCCGCUCUUGGUCCAGGCAGUAAAAUGUGUCCUGGGUUACAAAGAGCAUCUCUCUGCUGAUGAAAAAGAUGAACUCACUCGUUGUUGGAAUUUCUCUUCAGUGACCGUAGACGGGGUUUGUAGUAAUAGCGGAUAUGAACAGAAUUCACUUUGGCAGUUGAGUCAUGGUGCUGAAUUGCCUUGAUAGGUAACAUCAGCCCAAUAUUCUGGUAUUCAUCUCAUAGACGGCUCGUCUUGGCAAAGCAACGGAAGUUUAAACAUGAAGAAGUCUCAUUAUUUCUGCGAAAGUUUACACUGCAUGACUAUGUAGCCCCCCAGGGACCAUACUGGUCUCUGGCUGAUGUUACACUGGGUGUUAUGUUUUUUUAGUUUUAUAUUUUGUUUUGUGAAUAUCCAUGUUGUGUUAACAGGUUCACAUUAGCAUUUGCAGCCUUAAGUUACCACAGAGGCACAGGGAAAUGCCUGUUUCCAAAUGCAUCUUUUUUUAUUCUCUGCGCGCAGAAUUAUUACGUGUGGUUAGUUUGUCAGGAAGGAUUAACUAUGAUCCUUUCAACAAGUACAUCUUGCUUUGGUUCCAGUUACAACAAAAAGGUUAUUUUCACAACACAAACAGCUGAACCAGAGCUUAUAGAGAACUGUGAGGAACAUUUAAUUUCAGCCAAUGUUUUAGUGGCAUUUAUAUUAUAUUUUUGUUCAAUUCAGAAAUGUGCUGCAACUUAUAUCAGAAAUUCAGUUUUAAUAACUACAAAAUAUUUUUAUAUUAUUACUGACAACUAUGCAUUGUGUGCUCUAUUCUUAAGAGAAAACUAAUCUUUUUGGAUUUUUCUUUAUAGAUCUUACUUUAUUGUUAUAAAUUGUCUACAAGUUGUGUGGUAGUCAUUUUUUUGUUUUCCGUAAAAGCCUUUUGUCUUGUGCUGUGUUAUAACUUCUGUUGAAAGAAUGGGAAGAAUGAAGUUGGCAACUACUGUGAGACUAUCCAAACACAGGUCUGAUUUUCAAGUAGCUGUGAUCUUAUUGGCCAGUGGAGAAAUGCCUGUGUCCUGAAUAAUAUUUUAGAAUGAAUCUUUGUGUGAGUGUAGAGACUGUAUCAACCUGUUUUUUCACAUCAGAUUUGUUUAUUUUCAUUAAAAUGUCUUUUCACACUGAGUGUAGGAAGAAUGGGCUAAGUUGAGGAUAUAGUCCUACCUGUUGGAUUUAAUUUCUUUUCCAUGUUGUGUAUUAACCCCAAAACACACUCAAGCGAGGUCAGAUACAUCGCUGACUUUGGGCUCUGACCCCAAACUUCACUCUCACCCGUAUAUGUUUAUGUCUCAGUGGGGAGCAAAGUGUGAUAAGAGGGAAAUAAAAGAAUUCCUGUAUCUGCGCUUGUACAAACAGUGAAUAAAGUAUUGUUAUAUAAA
Brienomyrus brachyistius is the source of this 2579-nucleotide messenger RNA. RefSeq names its product receptor activity-modifying protein 1-like. Gene Ontology annotation, molecular function: coreceptor activity. Lineage: Eukaryota; Metazoa; Chordata; Actinopteri; Osteoglossiformes; Mormyridae. The transcript is spliced from 4 exons. The record is from RefSeq and is a predicted model, not a curated record. Gene Ontology annotation, cellular component: signaling receptor complex; membrane; cell surface. Gene Ontology annotation, biological process: angiogenesis; calcium ion transport; protein localization to plasma membrane. Bases 165 to 668 code for a protein of 167 amino acids.